This is a messenger RNA of Bemisia tabaci, 753 nucleotides long. The record is from RefSeq and is a predicted model, not a curated record. NCBI's taxonomy places the organism in Eukaryota, Metazoa, Arthropoda, Insecta, Hemiptera, Aleyrodidae.
AUGACUUUGAUGCGACCAAUUAUAAGUGAUAUCUCUCAGCAGUUUCAGCUUCUCGCCUUCCUCUUCCUCCACGUCCUCCACGUCCUCCUCUGCCUCCUCUUCCUCCUCGUCCUCCUCCGCAACCUCUUCUGCCUGAUCCGCCUCCGCCGCCUCCACCUACUCCACCUGCGCUCCUCCUCCGCCUCCUCCGCGACCUCCUCCGCCUCCACCGCCUCCUCCGCGACCUCCGCGACCUCCUCCGCCGCCUCCUCCGCCUCCUCCGCGACCUCCGCGACCUCCUCCGCCGCCUCCUCCACCUCCGCCGCCUCCUCCGCCUCCUGCGCGACCUCCGCGACCUCCUCCGCCGCCUCCACCGCCUCCACCGCCUCCUCCGCGACCUCCUCCGCCGCCUCCUCCGCCUUCGUGACCUCCGCGACCUCCUCCGCCGCCUCCACCGCCUCCACCGCCUCCUCCUCCCCGACCUCCUCCGCCUCCACCACCUCCACCGCCUCCACCGCCUCCACCGCCUCCACCGCCUCCACCGCCUCCACCGCCUCCUACGCCUCCUCUGCAAACUCUGCGACCUCCGCGACCUUCGCGACCUUCUCCGCCUCUUCCACCUCCUUAGGAAGAGGUGGAGGUCGCAUAGGUUACGGAGGCGGAGGUCGCGGAGGCGGAGGUUGCGGAGGCGGAGGUCGCGGAGGCGGAGAUCGCGGAGGCAGAGGUUGCGGAGGCGGAGGUCGCGAAGGUUGCGGAGGAGGACAAGGAAAAUGA